AUGCCGUUCCCCACACCCGAUGCCGUGCCCGCCGAAGACUGUAGCACGGAGGCGACUCUUGCAAAAUUUUAUAUGGAUACAUUAUGGGGACUCGAUGUGGUUGAUGAACAGACAGCUGCGCGAUUUCUAUAUAUACUUCGACGACGUCCCCUUCCUACAUACUGGCCCCAGGAUAUGGAGACUGAAGAAGGCUUUGAUCAAACGGUUUCUCAUUUUCGUCUCGUUCCUUUGCUUCGAGUCGUGCACGAGCGCAAGGUUUAUGCCUGGCUAGGAACUGAAAUCUUGACACCUACCCUCCAAGAUUAUCUCUUUCCAAAUCUCUCCAAUGUUCUCUCUAUCGUGCGACCACCGGUCGUUGGGGUUGGACCCGAUCAAAACAACAGUACGGCGCAAUUUCAACCGAGGUUACUUGAACCAGAUGCACUACCCGCAAGCAGUGAGAUCUUUACCGAUUUACCUACCAUUAUUAGAGUGGAACUCGAACAAAUCGUUCGCGAAUCCGGCCUGCAACAUUCGAAGAUUUCUCGACAAGCUGCAGAAUUUUCUGACGGUCUCUUGGUGUACACUGAGGACUCGUUUGCAAUCUGUAUGCCCCGCGCAUCCGAUUUAUCCUCGACGCUUCCCGAGCCAACGGUUUCUUUCGAAAUUCUGCUCACUGGCAAACCUCGACAAGGUGGAAGUGGACACGUGUAUCGCACUGCUACACGAUAUGUUCUCAAGCUCGCAAAUGGAACCCAGGCAUCAAAACAGAUGCUUCUCGAUGAGUUGAAGUGGUACGACGUACUCGCCUCCGCUGGAAUCCAAGCUGUCUCACGUUGCCACGGAUUAUUUCGCUCUGGCAAUGAUAUAGCACUCGUAUUGGACGAUAAAGGAGAAGAGCUACUUGAUUUCGAUGGGCUCGACUCUGAUCAAAGGAAACAUCUUUACUGGUCACUGUGCAGUAUUCAUCGGGCAGGCGUCACUCAUGGAGAUUUUGAGCCCCGGAAUGUGGUCGUACAAGCUGAUCCUUGGCAAUCGUCGACUUUUCUCAUUCUUGGGAUCACCAAUGUCAAGGAGAAGAUGCUUGCCCAGAGCUAG
This is a messenger RNA of Serendipita indica DSM 11827, 1077 nucleotides long. Lineage: Eukaryota; Fungi; Basidiomycota; Agaricomycetes; Sebacinales; Serendipitaceae. The record is from the annotation of a GenBank genome assembly.